Beta vulgaris subsp. vulgaris (sugar beet) is the source of this 2045-nucleotide messenger RNA. Its product is annotated as histone acetyltransferase GCN5. Gene Ontology annotation, molecular function: protein binding; histone H3 acetyltransferase activity. The coding region runs from base 126 to 1829 and encodes 567 amino acids. Gene Ontology annotation, cellular component: histone acetyltransferase complex. The record is from RefSeq and is a predicted model, not a curated record. The transcript is spliced from 13 exons. NCBI's taxonomy places the organism in Eukaryota, Viridiplantae, Streptophyta, Magnoliopsida, Caryophyllales, Amaranthaceae. Gene Ontology annotation, biological process: chromatin remodeling; positive regulation of transcription by RNA polymerase II.
CAACCACGUCUACAGUUGCCGAACACGUCCGAUGGUAAAGAAAAAAAGAGGAGACCGGUGGGAUUAAAUGUUAUGCGAUUACUCCCCCAACAUUGUUUAACCCAUUAGAUUCAAAUCCUCCGCAAAUGGACUCCCACCUAAACCCCACCACCGCAGCCGCCGCCCGCUCACGCAGCUCUCACUCGCACUCACAAUCCCAAUCUCCGUCUCACUCCUCCGCCUCUGUCUCCGCCGCAACCUCCUCUCACCACCACCACCCUCACCACAACAAGCGCAAACUCCCUCCUCCUCCAACCACCACCACUCCAACUCCCGCCAACGACGCCGCUCACUCCUCCUUCCUCUCCGCCGACACCGCCGACGACCUCGACAGCGUUUCCGCCGCUACUCCCGCCGAUAACUCCUCCGACGACGCCGCCGCCGCUACUCCUGCCGAAAACGACGACGACGAUGAUGAUGACAACGAUAAUUUUCCUCCUAAUGAUUCGUCGUCGAUUCGUACUUUUACUGCUGCGAGACUUGAUAAUGUGCCGCGAAGUUCGAAGCUGAGUAAGGUUGAUGGAGGUUUGGUUAAGGUUGAGGUUCCUGAUUCGGCGAAAGAUGGCGCGAUUUCUGGUGGUUCUGUUGCUGUUGGUGGUUCUGGUGGUGGUGUUAGUGGUGGUGUGACGGUGAAGGAUGAUGCUGUUAAGAGUCUUUUUACGGAGAAUAUUCAGACGAGUGGCGCUUAUAGUGCUCGAGAAGAAGGUUUGAAGCGCGAGGAGGAAACUGGAAAACUGAGAUUCUUAAGUCUUUCAAAUGAUGGAGUUGAUGAGCAUAUGGUUUGGCUGAUAGGUCUGAAAAAUAUAUUCGCCAGGCAACUUCCUAACAUGCCAAAGGAAUACAUUGUCCGUCUUGUUAUGGACAGAAACCAUAAAUCAGUGAUGGUUAUCAGACGUACGACUGUUGUUGGUGGCAUCACUUACCGUCCAUACAAGAGCCAAAAAUUUGGGGAGAUAGCUUUCUGUGCUAUCACUGCUGAUGAACAAGUGAAAGGCUAUGGCACUAGACUGAUGAAUCAACUAAAAGAGCAUGCUCGUGAUGCUGAUGGAUUAACUCAUUUUCUUACAUAUGCAGACAAUAAUGCUGUUGGAUAUUUCAUCAAACAGGGGUUUACUAAAGAGAUCACUUUGGAGAAGGACAUAUGGCAUGGGUACAUUAAAGACUAUGAUGGAGGGAUUCUUAUGGAAUGCAAAAUUGAUCCGAAGCUUCCAUAUACAGAUUUGUCAACCAUGAUCCACCGUCAAAGGAAGGCCAUUGAUGAGAAAAUCAGGGAGCUCUCCAAUUGUCAUACUGUCUACCCUGGAAUUGAUUUUCAGAAGAAGGAGGCUGGCAUUCCCAAGAAGGUCUUCAAAGUUGAGGAUAUUCCAGGAUUGAGAGAGGCUGGGUGGACACCUGAUCAAUAUGGAUAUUCAAGGUUUAAACUUCCCAUUGCACCGGGUGACAGUACCUCGUAUCAAAAAUCUUUGAGUGCGUUCAUGCGCUCACUCUUAAAGUCUAUGCAAGAUCAUCCGGAUGCUUGGCCAUUUAAGGAACCAGUUGAUGCACGUGACGUGCCAGAUUAUUAUGAUAUCAUCAAGAAUCCCAUUGAUCUGAAAACUAUGUCAAAGAGGGUGGAGUCUGAGAUGUAUUAUGUUACAUUUGAGAUGUUUGUUGCUGAUUCCCGAAGAAUGUUUGAAAAUGCACGCACUUAUAAUUCCCCAGAAACAAUCUAUUAUAAGUGUGCAACCAGGCUGGAGGCACAUUUCACGAGUAAGGCAAAUCUGCAGGCUGGAGUCUCCUCCCUGAAGUAAAAGUUCAGGCAAGUGUGCAAUCUUGAUCCAAAGAUACAGCCUAAGGGACCCCGUUUGUAGUGUGUAUAUAUGCGACUUGAACACUAAUUAUAUACUUUGAGGAGAUGCGAUUCAUUAUUCCUGUUGGACUGUCUUGUAGUCAUUGUAGAUAAUAAUGAUACGCAUAUUUAUUUAGCAAAAAGCAAUGGAGCCAGACAACCAGUUAAUUCAUUAAAA